This is a messenger RNA of Lycium ferocissimum, 2429 nucleotides long. Its product is annotated as putative clathrin assembly protein At1g25240. Gene Ontology annotation, molecular function: 1-phosphatidylinositol binding; clathrin heavy chain binding; SNARE binding. The record is from RefSeq and is a predicted model, not a curated record. Gene Ontology annotation, cellular component: clathrin-coated vesicle; clathrin-coated pit. Gene Ontology annotation, biological process: clathrin coat assembly; clathrin-dependent endocytosis; vesicle budding from membrane. NCBI's taxonomy places the organism in Eukaryota, Viridiplantae, Streptophyta, Magnoliopsida, Solanales, Solanaceae. Bases 192 to 1364 code for a protein of 390 amino acids. The transcript has a single exon.
UACGAAUGAUAUCAAACAUUUUGAGUCGUCCAAAAUAUAAAUAAAAUUUUAUGUAUACAUCGAAACGAAGAGAGUAAUAAUAUAAAUAAAAAAAACAAAAAAAGAAUACCACCGCAAAAAUUCUUCCAAAGAACAUCCACAAGAAGAAGAAAAAAAACAGGGGAAACAGAGCAGGGGAUAUCAACAAAGCAAUGAGGCUAUGGAGAAAGGUUUCCGGGUUGUUGAAAGAUCAAAAUAGCAUAUGGAUUGCUAGCUUAUCACGACGAACAUCUCUCCGGAAUCCAGAUAUCGAGGCUGCUGUAAUCAAAGCUACGAGCCAUGAUGAAUUCUCCAUGAACAUGAAGAACGUUGAUCGCGUUUUUAGAUGGCUACGUUUGUCAUCGACAAAUCUCAAGCCCCUCAUUUGGGCUAUAUCCGUAAGAGCAGAGAAAACGAGGAGUUGGGUUGUUGCAAUUAAAGUUUUAAUCUUAAUGCAUGGCCUUUAUAGCACUAGGCUCCCUUGUGUCCAAAGAAUUGGGAGGUUACCAUUUGAUCUCUCCAAUUUUGAAGACAGGCAUUCAAGAAAAUCAGAAGAAAUGCAUGGGAUUAAUGCAUUCAUUCGAGCUUAUUUCGCGUAUCUUGAUAAAAAAUCGGAUAUUCUCUUCAUGGAAUUGGAGGAAAAAAGAAGCAUGGUGAAAUUCAACAACAACAUGGUGGUGCACAAUCUUGAAAAUGAAGAAAAAGAGAAUUAUUCUAUGGUUCAAGAUCUUGUUUUGGUUCAAAAAUUGCAAACUUUGCUCGAUAUGUUGCUUGAGACUAGGCCAUUAUCGGAUUGUGCUAUUGUCCCUCUUGUCCUCGAGGCAAUGGACUGCGUUAUGACAGAGAUUUUUGACGUUUACAGCAGGAUUCGCUUUGGGAUUGCUCGUAUUUUAUCGAAGAUUAAUUCAGUUGGCAAAGUUGAAGCCACUAUGGCUUUAAAAAUCAUAAAAAAGGCUAAUAUCCAAGCUGAAGAAUUAUCUCUAUAUUUUGAGUUUAACCGAGAUAUAGGGGUGAGAAAUGCAGAAGUUUGUCCAAUAGUGGACCAAAUACCAGAUGAAGAAAUCAAAGAACUUGAAGAAAUCAUCAAUGGGGUUUCAGAUAAAUCUGAAAAGAACGAUGAAAUGGAUCGAGCCAUCGUGAUUCAUGAGAAUCUUGGAGAAAAAAAGGACUCUGAAAGCAAAUUGAAGACGAUAAUUACUGAUCGUUGGGAGACUUUUGAUGAAGGAACUGCAAUAGUAAAAUAUACACCAAGAAUAAAUCCUUUUGCAGAUUAUUCGGUACCUACUAGCUCGACUAAUACUGUACCUGUUAAACCUCAAGAAUUACCGGAUUUAAUUAGCUUCUAGUAGCAGUGAUCACUGCAAAAUUCUUGAUUUUCCAUGGCUGAACAUCAAAUGUAAUGUGGAACAAAAGCUUAUAGUAUCAAACAAGAGAGAAAAGAGGCAUUUUGUUUACUCCAAUAUAUGCAUAUUUAUAUAUAAUAUCUGAACUUAUGUAGAUAGAAAAUUUUCAAAUGAAAUAUUGUCAUGUUAUGUGUGUUAUAAUGUCUGCAAGUUCGAGCUAAUCCUUUGUCUAAUAGCUCUGGGGUAGUAACUCGAAGGGUGACCGCUUCUAGGCAACUUUGAGCAUUGAGAGAUGCUCGAAAAUGGAUAUUAUUAGGAGGGAUCUGCAAGUCUGGUCCAGUCAAUCAUAAUUUCUACUUUGGCGGAAAAGGGUAGUGACGUUGAUUCACGAGAAGCUCAGCAAAUUCUUGAAAAGAUAUUCUUUGCAACUUUCAUAAGAAUUGUCAAAGAUAUAUGAUUUUGGGAUAAGUCUUAUUCGGAGCAACCGCUUGUACAAAGUCUUAAAAUCAUUUUGGAGAUGAGUCGUCCUGCGAAAAUAUAUCUUAUUUGUGGGAAAGAGUCGGAUAAUUGUGGUACUAGCCUAUAUAUUUUUGAAUCAUUUGAGAUUCUGUAGCUAAAUCUUUUGGGAUUGUUCGUGAGAUGGCAAAUGAUAUAUUAUUUCUAUCUUAAUCUGUAAACUUGGCUCUUACUUUUGAUUAUAUGUUUGAUUUAUUCAUAUACCAUAGACUACAACGGUAAAGUUGUCUUCGUGUGACCUAUAGGUUACAGGUUUAAGCCAUAAACACAGUCAUUGGUGCUUGCAUUAGGACAGACUGUCUAGGGGUGCGACCCUUCCCUGAACCCUAUUAACGCGGGAUGCUUUGUGCAACGCGCUGCCCUCCUUUUUUUUUUUUUACCACACAGGCAAUCCCUCAAAAUUGCCAAAUUUUUUUCAUUUAGACAUUUUAACAGAAAUGGAAUGACUAAUAGUGUACAUAAAUAGUAAAUUUUGCAUAACUAAUCCCUACAUUAUUAUUUUGCAUAAUUAAUACCUGCGUAACUAAUUCUUUUAUUACUAAUACCUGCAUA